This is a messenger RNA of Hansenula ciferrii, 1491 nucleotides long. RefSeq names its product ssDNA endodeoxyribonuclease SAE2 (gene SAE2). Gene Ontology annotation, biological process: DNA repair. Bases 1 to 1491 code for a protein of 496 amino acids. Lineage: Eukaryota; Fungi; Ascomycota; Saccharomycetes; Phaffomycetales; Wickerhamomycetaceae. The transcript has 2 exons. The record is from RefSeq and is a predicted model, not a curated record.
AUGUCAACCAAGAGCUUAAAUGACUGGUUCAGCUCAGGAAGAAAAGUCAUAGACUCUUUGGAAAAUGGUAUAGAUAAUAAACAGAAGGACACUAGAAUCAAUGAGCUUGAAAAGGAAAUUGAAUCUUAUAAACAAUCAGCUAAAAGAAGUAGAAUUCAGGACCCAAACGACCUUAAUGUGAAACUCAACAAUAUGAUAAGGCAAAAUGAUGAAUUGAAGAAGGAAGUUGAAGAACUCAAAUAUAAAAAACGUACUCCACUAGCACCAAUUAAAACUGAAAAUGACUCCAAUAAAAAUAUAUUAUCAAUGUUAAAGAAUUCGACACCCACUAAACCAAAACCACAAACUACAAAUGCAGAAAUACGGCCAGUAAGUCAAGAUGACUUAGGCACAUCCAGCCCUCAGCGCCUAAACAAUAUAAAUGAUGGUUCAGAUCUGGUACCGACUCAACAGACAUUAGACAGUGAAGAUUUUGAAAGACCAAACUACAAGUAUCCUCAAUUCAAAAGACCAUCAGAGGAGUCCAUUAAACCAAAACGUCAUAUACCAAUAGUACCCGAUACUAUUGACUUAAGGGCUCAACAUUUUGAAGUUCCAUCAUCCCCAGUACAGCCUGAGCAAUCGUCUACUGACGAUUCUGAAGACAAGCUAUCCUCUCCAAGUCAGUCAAAGGGUAAUUUUCCCUCUGCUAAAGUCAAGUAUGAACCUGAUGAUUCCGUUGAGAUUUUAGAUUCCCAACAAGAUGAAGAAGAUUUAGAGUUUGUAAACAAUAUUAAAGAGGAAACUUUGAAACCAUCACUACCAACACCUCAAACCAGUUCAAAAUUUAAAACUCCAUUGAAUUUUCAAAAACUAAAUUUCAAGAGAUCAAUGCUACAUACACCUGAUGAUUCUACACCAAUGAAAAAACCGAACAAGAGAUCGAAAUCAUCCACGGUUUAUGAUUUAACCAGAAACCCAAUAAAAGAUUGUGAUUGGAUAAUAGAAGAUUUCAAGAUCAAUCCUGCUAAAAAUGGAGAUGUUGAUUUUGCAUUUCAUGAAGUUUUAAGAGGUGACAAACGUCAAUGUGCACAUGGCAGUACAUGUAAAGACUGUGAAAAGUUUUAUAAAAAUGCUCAAGGUGAUAACCCACAAGCUAAGAUUGGAAGUACCAAAAGUGGUCUUAAAUGGAAUGAUGAAUCAAAUUAUUAUACAAAGCCAGACAAUCUUGUAUCAAAGACUUCAAGACACCGUACAAUUUUUGAUAGAGUUCCUUCGCCUCCAGGUUUUGGAGAUUUUGAUUUCCCAAGUACUCAAGAACAAAAGAAAAACAGAGAAAAGAGUGAUGCUAUUAGAAGAAAGAAAGCUUAUGAAAGAUUGUUUUCUGCAAUUAAACAAGGUAAAUUCAUGUUUAGAGAUCCAAGGUUCAAUGAAGCUAUAGAGAAAAAUAAUUACACCAUAGAUGAAGAUAUCUUUGACAAAUAUAUCAAUAUCGAUUUAGAAAAUAUAUGA